AUGUCUUCCUCUGUUCAAACCGUCCCCGCCCGCCGCGGAGCAGCCACCCUCGUGAAAGCCGGCCAAAAGAUAAAGAUAACAAACACCCAUGGCAAUCAAGUCGUUGAUACCUGGGCAUUCGCGCUUCCUUCUGCCGUCCUCAUGACUGCAUCUUCAAAGAUCGAAGCACCUCUCUACCCAAACGCGACCUCCGACUCGCCCUCCAAGUACUCCGCUACUGCCAAUACCGCCGCCAGCGCACCCGAAUACAUGUCCAUGUGUCAUUGCCGGGCAAGUCUACUGAAAGUGACACCUGCGGUAGGAGAUAUCAUGGUCAGUCAAAAAAGGGCACCGAUGGUUAAGGUUGUGGAAGAUACAAGUCCAGGCGUGCACGACACUCUGGUCGCAGCGUGUGAUAGAUGGCGGUACAGUGAGCUGGGCGUCAAUGGGUACCACGAGUCUUGCACAGACAACUUCUGGGACGCUUUGCACGGGCUGACCACGUCUCCGUCACUAUCGGCUGACCAAAAGGAGGCUCUAGAAGGCCUACAAGCAAAGAUGGGGUGCAGAGUUCCAGAUCCAUUUAAUCUGUUCAUGAACAUUCCUAUAACACAGGAAGGGGAAGGUGCGAAGCGAGGCAUCAGUUUUGAAGAACCGAAGACGAAGCCUGGAGACUAUGUAGUCUUGGAGGCGCUCAGAGAUAUAGUUGUGGUGAUGAGUGCGUGCCCACAGGACGUUCUUACGAUCAAUGGGAAGAAUCCCGUAGAUGCUCAUUACCAGGUCCUGGACUGA
Molecule: messenger RNA, 771 nt
Organism: Alternaria atra
Lineage: Eukaryota; Fungi; Ascomycota; Dothideomycetes; Pleosporales; Pleosporaceae
Exons: 1
Coding region: 1-771 (256 amino acids)
Source: RefSeq, a predicted model, not a curated record